AUGCCAAUUUCAACAGAUCGAAAACGACGGGCCAAUGCUGGGUCACGAAUGGCUCGUUUAUUGAAUGAAGAGGAAGAAGAUGAAUUUUAUUCUAACAUAUAUGGUGGAUUUAAAGAGGAAGACGAAGAUGAAGAUUAUAUGUCGGAGAGUUCUGUUGAAGAUGUUGUUGAUUCUGAUUUCCUCGAUCCCAGUGAAAGUGAAGAAGAUAGCGCAGCAGCAGCAGCAGCAGCGUUGGAAGAAGAGGAAGAUGGGCGUAAAAGAAAACGUAAAGGUAAUCGAGUUAUAACCAGAGGCUACAAGGAGCCUAAACGUGCCAAAACUACAAAACGUCAGGCGAAAAACUCAGCUAAAAAAAAGACUGGUGCAAAAACUUCAAAAGAGCCUCAGAGUAAACCUACUUCAGCAGUUAAAGAUAAACAAAAGCCAACAGUAUCAAAGAAAACUCCGGAUACUGCUGUUUUUGUGAAGCCUACAUUACGUUCAAGUACUAAAAAAGCAACUGCUAAGCAAGAAGCAACUGCUAAGCAAGAAGCAACUGCUAAGCAAGUAGCAACUGAUAAGCAAGAAGCACAAGGAACACGUAAACCAGUAAUAAGUAAUGGGAUUACGCCUAUUCGUCGGAAAGCCUUUUUGGCAGAAAUCGCAAGACGCAAAAAUCUUCCUGAAGUUCGACGUUUAACACAGGAAGAAUUGCUAGCUGAAGCUAAGAUUACAGAAGAAAUUAAUCGGCGUUCUUUAGCUCGAUAUCAGCGUCUGGAGAUCGAGAAAAAGAAGGCACGUGUUCUAAAAACAGUUAAUUGCACACCAAUGAUUCGUUAUCAUUCAGUCACUGUUCCAUUAAUUGAAGAUCAAUACAAUGUAUAUGGUGUAUCACUCGAUGUUCUUGGAUCACCCGCAAAAGCUGCUCCGAUGAUCACGCAUCCUCAAGCCAAAGCUUAUAGGAAUUUUAUAACAUUUGCAAAUGAUGAGUGUUUCCGUCAAUCAAUGCCUGCGACAACUACUCCACUGCCGAGACCAGGUUGUCCUGCUCCCUGUCCUGUACGUCCGGAACGUCGUCCACGAAUUUGUCCAAUCACUGGUCUACCUGCUCGUUAUGUAGAUCCGUUAACUUUAACACCUUAUGCUAAUCUAACUGCAUUCCGUAUAAUCAGACAUUUAUACUACAUACAUCUGGAGACGAAUAUACCUCCUAUGGACUUAUUACGAGAGUAUCAUGCAAGUUGUUAGUGUUUUCAUUCUAACUACAGACAAAUGAACUUAUACAAUGUUAUGAUGUUAUGUUUAUUUACUUGAUUAAAAAUUAUACCGAUAUACCUUGAGUUGUUGAAGUAUUAAAUUCUUGUUUUUGAAGACAACACUCUUUGUAGAAGUUAAUUUACAUUGAGAGUGAACUUUUGUCAUCAAUAUUGAUUAUUAUUAUUUUUUUGGAGGAGACUACUUGAACAGGUAGAAUAAGUUUGUUGUGAAGAUACGUGUAUGCGAGCUGAAAAGUGUUUCAUCUUUCAGGGAGGCGGGUUAUAACCCAUAAUUAUUGUGUAAUGGCUGAUAAAACAAAAUGCCCAGUGUGGAGCUGGAUUCUAACCAAGAAUCUACUGGUUGAGAUUUAAGUGGUAAACUCAAUGGGCUGUACCUGUGAAGACUAACUUUUAUCUAUCGAGUGUGUAAUUAUCGUUAGUCUUGAAGCUGCUCAACUCAUUUCUUCGUAUUCAAAUUGAAUGAAGUGUGUAGGUGACUGUUUUCUCAUCUGUAGUUUGAUUGAGAGAUAAAGGGCGAAAUAGAUCAUGGUGUUUGUCCAGUCAGUAGUCAACGGUUUUUUUCGGUAUGAAUCUGAAAGUUAUUUGCUUCAGGCUACAAAAUCCCGAACUACAUAUUUGAUCCUUCAGUGUGCAUACAAGAGGUGAAAUGUAAAGAAAGGACUCUAAUUUAAGCCGAUCCUUUGAAUUCUGCACAUACACUGUGAGACACCUAUACAUAACUGAAGCCCGGCCAUCAAGAUAAUCUCGGUCAUUGGGUAUAUUGAGUCUACGAAAUUCAUUCAUACCUCAAUUAUGUGGGAAUUCGACAUCCAUUAAGUGUGGCUUUACGUUGUGGAUUUAGGGUGAUUCGAAAAGCUGAUUACUCAACUGGACCUUAAUUGGUAGGUUGUUUAGUUACGCUAUACGAUUAGUAAUGUCUUUGCGAGUUUCCUCUUACACACCCAGUUACUACCAAUACGAUGAGUCCUACAAAAAAUUUUCUUUCCCAUUAUGGCAAACCAGGUAUUCAUUCGUAUGUGUUUAACGUGAUGGAGUAGAUUUAAUGAGAGGCGGUUACACGCUACCGUUAGAGCACCAGCCCAAGUGGCUGAUGGAUGGUGAUGCUAGUAUGU
Trichobilharzia szidati is the source of this 2368-nucleotide messenger RNA. The record is from the annotation of a GenBank genome assembly. NCBI's taxonomy places the organism in Eukaryota, Metazoa, Platyhelminthes, Trematoda, Strigeidida, Schistosomatidae.